Molecule: messenger RNA, 1637 nt
Organism: Anolis carolinensis (green anole)
Lineage: Eukaryota; Metazoa; Chordata; Lepidosauria; Squamata; Anolidae
Gene: wdr83
Product: WD repeat domain 83
Exons: 9
Coding region: 444-1292 (282 amino acids)
Biological process (GO): mRNA splicing, via spliceosome
Cellular component (GO): catalytic step 2 spliceosome
Molecular function (GO): protein binding
Source: RefSeq, a predicted model, not a curated record
GUCCUAUAAGGUGGCAUAAUGAGGGAGUCAUCCUUAAAAUGGAAUAAGAAAGAUACUUUACAUUUCAAUCAAGAGCUAAAAGCAGGAUACAAAUAUCCAGCUUUUAUUUAGCAGGAUAGACAGACAGCGUGCAAUGUUAGAAAGAAGAAAAGCUUAACAUUUUCAGUACUGAAGAGUGUAAAAUGAAAUGAAAAAUACUCUGUGCAGAUAGCUGGUAAUGGACCAUAUGAUCAACUCAAGUAAAAUUUUAUAUAAUAUGCAUACUGACAUCACUUUUACAUAAAUGUGGUUUAUAUGUGCAAUUGUCUCUUAUUAGAUGGAGAGCAGCAGACUAUCCUUUGCAUGCACAGCAAAAUCUCUCCAUUUCUGUUGCUCCUUACAAAUGAAAAAAGGGAGAGGCAAUUUGGACAGCAAAGAUGCAGCUAUUCUGAGCUUUCCGAGGAAUGGAUGGAAAUUAUUGCCUCACCUGCGGUAGUGACAAAUCGCUUAAGCUGUGGAACCCCCACAAAGGGACGCUUCUUAAAACAUACAGUGGCCAUGGCUAUGAAGUCCUGGAUGCAGCAGGGUCGUUUGAUAACAGCCAGCUUUGCUCAUGUGGAGCAGAUAAAACAGUGGUGCUAUGGGAUGUUUCUACAGGGCAGGUGAUCCGCAAGUUCCGUGGCCAUGCAGGGAAGGUAAAUUGUGUCCAGUUCAAUGAGGAGGCCACUGUGAUCCUUUCUGGUUCCAUAGACUCCAGUGUCCGCUGCUGGGACUGUCGCUCACGCAGAUCAGAUCCCAUCCAGAUACUAGAUGAGGCCAAGGAUGGUGUCUCCAGUCUGAAGGUGUCCGACCAUGAAAUCCUUACAGGUUCUGUGGAUGGGCGUGUCCGGCGCUAUGACCUCCGUAUUGGGGAGCUUUACUCAGAUUACACUGGAAGCCCAAUCACCUGCGUGUGUUUCAGCAAAGAUGGCCAGUGUAUGCUGGUGGCUAGUUUGGAUUCUACUCUGCGAUUGCUAGACAAGGAAACAGGCGAGCUACUAGGAGAAUAUACUGGCCACAAAAAUGUAACAUACAAGAUGGACUGCUGCAUGAGUGAGAGAGACACACAUGUUGGGAGUUGUUCUGAGGAUGGGAAGGUGUAUUUCUGGGACCUGGUUGAGGGAUCCCUGACCCUUGCUUUACCGGUGAGCAAAAGUGCAGUUCAGUCUCUAUCCUUCCAUCCCACUGAGACUUGCCUGCUGACUGCUGCUGAGGGUCUGGUCCAGCUUUGGAGGGAAGACUCUUACGUUGCUGAGGAAGGAGUACCUGCCUGAAUUUCGUUGUUCUUUCCUAAGCAGAUGGCCUGAGCUACAGAGAGAGAGGACUCUCUCUGGCAUUUCUCUCUUCCGAAACACACAGAAGGUGUGUGCUACCUUCAGGGAGGAGUGUGGCACUGGACCAGAAAUAACCAGUUUUGACUCUGUGACUUGAUCAGGACCAACCUGAUUCUGAUGUUAAGAAGACCCAACAGUGUUGCCAUCUGGACCAUCUCUAAGGUGGCAGAACACACAGUGUUCCUAAUGCAUUUUUAAUUCAGUGUAUUGGUUUACAAACAGUUUUUGUAAAAAAUUAUGAUGGAUUUUCAAACUAUUACAUGGCUUGGAAGUCUGAAUAACCAA